Molecule: messenger RNA, 3204 nt
Organism: Lodderomyces margitis
Lineage: Eukaryota; Fungi; Ascomycota; Pichiomycetes; Serinales; Debaryomycetaceae
Product: E3 ubiquitin-protein ligase
Exons: 2
Coding region: 1-3204 (1067 amino acids)
Cellular component (GO): endoplasmic reticulum membrane
Source: RefSeq, a predicted model, not a curated record
AUGGUCGAUAUGGAACAUACAUGUCGAAUUUGUCGUGACGGAAGAUUACCUGUACAUAACCCCACUUUCAUUGAUGCAUUAUACUUUGGCGAGCUUGACAUAAAUGGGUUGACUCAAAAUGUAACGGCACCGCAACUUGCGUUAUUAAAGUUGAGAAAAUUCCUCAGUUAUACGUACUUUAGCGGAGUCCGAUACAUUUUAGUAGGGAUCGUUAUUCAUAUUGCGUUGUUUGUUGAACGAGAAUGGGUCGUUCGCGAUGAAGGGUACUUGAAGCUAUUGCAUCGCAAAAUUGGCAAAGAACCAAAGACCCAGUUGGUUGAUAUGUUGCAGAACGCAUUAGAUGUGUUGCGGAGACAGGAAAAUCAAAAUGAAAGAGAGGAUGCGGUGCAGGAGGCAAAUUUAAAUCGUGCCAUUGACAGUCUACAAGAUCGUGCCGAGCAGAUGAAUAUACAAUACGAAGAAGAGUUGAGGCGAGCAAUUAAUAGAGGAGAGAUCUUCAAUGGAGAUGUACAACGUAAUGGCAAUGACAAUGACAAUGACAACUUGCACAGGCCAGAAAAUUAUGACGACGUUGAGGUGAACCAUGCCGAUGUGGAAGUAAUUCAUGAAGAUGACGACAAUCUUGUUUUUGAUAAUGUUGAAAUCGGCCAAAAUGCGCCCGCCCAGGAUGCACACAGGGUUAUAAUUAACGACGAAUCGGAGUCUGACGAUGAGGAUGAAGUACAUCAACCGUUGGAUGAUGAUUUUGAGCAAAUGGAGCAACAAGAAGAAGGAAACAAUAAUGGUGGUGCUAUUGGAGAAAUUAUGGAAGUUUUCGGCAUCAUUUUGAAUAUUAAGACGCCACUUUUCCUUAUGGUGGUGUGUGACUCCAUCAUCACUGCAUAUUUGUUUUUGAUCUACGUGGUGCCUUAUAUCUUGGGUGAUUUGUUUGUGUUUGUUUCUGGUUAUGUUUUCAAAUUGAUAAUGUCAUAUGCUCCAACCCUUUCUUGGAACAUCAGUCUCAAGACAGGUUAUGAAUUUGCUGAUUUCUCCAUCCUCACUAUCCGAGAAUAUAUUGUUGAGCCAUGUGUUAAUACAUUUAACGAUUUGGUUUACCCUAAUAAUGCCCAGUAUAGCUUAGUGGAUCGGAUUUUGGUUCUUGGUUUUGGAUACGCCAUCAUUUGUGUCACAAUACACAAUGUAAUGAAGAGUUUAACUUCGGGACCAAAACCAAUCGUUGGAUCCUCAAGACGCAUUUACAAAGUGUUGUUUGAAUUAAGUUCCACCGCUAAAGUGUUUGUCAUUUUUGCUAUUGAAAUCUUCUUUUUCCCGGUUUAUUGCGGUUGGUUAUUGGAUUUCUGUGCUGCUCCUUUGUUCCUUGACAAGUUUACUCAAGUGACAAAAUCCGGUACUACAUUUAUUUUGUUUCUUACAUCCAUAGACAGCUGGACUCAAGUGCCCUAUAUUCGGACACUGCUUUACUGGGCAUCGGGUACUUUAUACAUGCUAUUUUUUGCAUUAUUUGUAGGGAUGGUGAGAAACACAAUCUUGCGUCCUGGUGUGUUGUACUUUAUCCGCAGCCCGGAUGAUCCAAAUGCCAGAUUGAUCCACGAUGCAUUGGUUAAACCUUUGGGACUCCAAUUGUCGAGAAUUUACCUUAGUGCAAAAGUUUACACUGGGUUCAUUUUGUUUGGUAUUGGUGGUGUUACAUGGGGAUUGAGGUAUAUGGUUGCUCCAAGUCACGGAAAGUACAAUGUGAUGUUGCCUAUGGAAUUGCUGCUUACACCUAGUGGGUUGAUUUUUAUGGUUCCAUUGGGGUUGAGUUCUGCUUUUAUUAGGCAAAUGCUUCCGUUGAUUACAAAGUAUGUGAGAAUGUAUUGGGCAAGAGCAUUUGAACUCAGUGCUCACAAGUUGAGGUUGUCUCAUUUCAUUAUGGGCAAGCCAAUCCUGCAAGAACGUGGCCACAUUGUUUAUCGCAGCUGGAAAGAUCAAUUUUUAGCCACGGCUACGCCAGAUUAUUCACAGCCGGUAACUUAUAGACAAGCACAAGAGAUUUUUGCCACCAAUUCAGAGAUUAAUGCAUGUUUUGUCCCUGAUGGCUAUUAUGUACGUGCUCCCGAUAACGAUACUGUUUCGCGAAAAUUUAUCAAAAAAUUGUUUGUGCCCGUGACGAAAGAUGACAAACUAUUGCGAGAUAUUAAUGAGGAUGACAUGAAGCACUCAGGGUAUGAGACGCCAUCCAGUGAAGAAGAAGAACUAAAUACCGAUGAUGCCCAUUGCAUUGUUUAUCGUCCGCCUAAUUUCAAGUUACGGUGCUUUGGAUUAAUUUUAAUGCUUUGGGUAUUCGCCGUACUUCUCAUCUUGUUGGUGGUUUUAUUGGCGUUGGUGGUGGGGAGACCCAUUGCAGUGGCACAACUGAUUUUGUUUGACAAAACAAUGCCUUUCUUUUCACCGGGCAAGAUCAAUUGGAAAUUGGCUGACCUGGUCAGUCUCAUUUAUGGAUUAUUAUUGGAGGUCAAUAUCCUCAAGCUUUUUGACCGUUAUAUUGAGCAACAACGUCAGCAGGGGGGAGGUAAUGAAGUUGAAGCACGCGAGGCACCAAGACCAAGAUUAUUUGAAAAUAUGUUUAAUUUUGGCUUUGGUGCUGAUGGUAAUGAUGUCAAUGGCCAGAAUCGAUUUGUAAUUUUCAAGCUUCCAAUAAUGGCAUUUGUGGUUGCACUUUGGCUUUACUGGAUUGUUUCGGUGCACUUGUUUUGUGUUGAUUUCCCAUUCCAAACAUGGUUCAACACUUCAAUCAUCAAGUUUGAGCCCUUGCCUACAUUUGCUCACUUUGUUGCAUCAUGGUGGACAUUGUUGCCGGGAAUAAUGUAUCUCACCAAACCUCUUUUACGAGAACAAACUCUAGGACAAAGUUUAUCUUCACUUGGAUUUGGGUACCUUUUGUUGAAUUAUGCAUUGGUUUAUAUCCCAGCUUUGAGUUAUACUGCUUGGAAAAUCAUGCACUUGGAUGCCAGUGCUUUGAAAAAUGACAAUGUGCAGAGACCAGGAUAUUUCCCCGUGGCGUGGAUUUGUUCGUUUGUGAUGUUUGCCGUAUAUCGAUCUGUCAAUAAUACAAUCAAGUUGUAUGAUUACAUUGGUCAAAAGAUCAAAGCGGAGAAGUACGUCAAGGGGAGAGCAAUUGUUAAUGACGACGAAGAGGGGGAUGUUGAGGGAGAGAGAUUAUAG